Molecule: messenger RNA, 915 nt
Organism: Felis catus (domestic cat)
Lineage: Eukaryota; Metazoa; Chordata; Mammalia; Carnivora; Felidae
Gene: HDDC3
Product: HD domain containing 3
Exons: 4
Coding region: 46-585 (179 amino acids)
Molecular function (GO): guanosine-3',5'-bis(diphosphate) 3'-diphosphatase activity
Source: RefSeq, a predicted model, not a curated record
GCUCCAGGGGCCCUGGGGACCUCAGUCGCCUGCCCCACCCCGGCGAUGGGCUCCGAGGCCACGCAGCUAGUGGAGGCUGCCGACUUCGCAGCUCGCAAGCACCGACUGCAGCGGCGGAAGGACCCCGAAGGGACACCCUACAUCAACCACCCUAUCGGUGUGGCUCGGAUCCUGACCCAUGAGGCGGGAGUCACUGACAUUGUGGUGUUACAGGCAGCGCUGCUCCAUGACACAGUGGAGGACACAGACACCACCCUGGAUGAGGUGGAGCUGCACUUCGGGGCACAAGUGCGGCGCCUGGUGGAGGAGGUAACAGAUGACAAGACUCUGCCCAAGCUGGAGAGAAAGCGGCUGCAGGUGGAGCAGGCUCCCCACAGCAGUCCCGGGGCUAAACUGGUGAAGCUGGCAGACAAGCUGUACAAUCUGAGGGACCUGAAUCGCUGCACCCCAGAGGGAUGGUCUGAACAUCGAGUCCAGGAAUACUUCGAGUGGGCGGCGCAAGUGGUGAAGGGGCUUCGGGGAACAAACCGACAGCUGGAAGAGGCUCUAAAGCAGUUGUUUAAGGAGCGGGGGCUGACACUCUGAGCAGUGCUUGCAGCCACCAGGUGGCCCAGACUUCAGCCUCCUCCGGCCAGAAAGGAAUCAUAUUCCAACCUUUUGGUGCCUCUGGAUCUCACUCCCUGAUUUAUUCAGCCCAGAUAUCUCUCAAUGUUUCCUGCCAACUAAGCUGAGCCCUGGAUUGAGGAAAUCAGAUGCAGCUCAUCCAUCUCUAACGCAUUUACUGCCCCUUCUCCUUGGGUCUCUGCUAUUUUGCAUGGGCCAAAACCCUGCCCCCCUCCCCCCCCCCGGGACUUGGGCUUAUAUAAACACGCAUAAGUCAUUAUGGAAAAUAAAACAUUUUGGGUAAAGUUUUAA